This is a messenger RNA of Penicillium bovifimosum, 663 nucleotides long. RefSeq names its product serine/threonine protein kinase. The record is from RefSeq and is a predicted model, not a curated record. Gene Ontology annotation, molecular function: protein kinase activity; ATP binding. The transcript has a single exon. Gene Ontology annotation, biological process: protein phosphorylation. Lineage: Eukaryota; Fungi; Ascomycota; Eurotiomycetes; Eurotiales; Aspergillaceae. Bases 1 to 663 code for a protein of 220 amino acids.
AUGCACUUAAGAAGCCCUUCCUUGGAGAACAUGGACCCCUCCAAUAUCCAUAUUAUCAGGGAGAUUUGGCGCUCUGAUGCGUCUUCAAUAUUCGAGGUAGAUCUGGAUGGACAACAGUAUGCAUUGAAGCUUUUCCACGACAACGGCGACCCCGGAUAUGCCGAAAACGGUCGUGAUUUGAACAGAUUCCGCUGCGAAUUAAAUGCUUAUAAGAAGCUUGUCACUGCUGGUGUCUGUACGCGCGGUUUCGUGCCAAAAUUCUACGGCUACAUCGAUCGAAUGGAUCCCGCAGCAUUUCAUCCUGCUUUACAAUCUUUCGCCCAUGACAAGCUCAAGCCGAGAGCGAUACUGCUAGAAUAUUUCCCAAAUGCAGAGAGUUUGAACUGCGUGAACUACUCGGACGCGCUCUAUCCCCAGGCAAUCGAGGGCAUGCAUGAGAUACACAGGGCGGGUGUUCACCACGAGGACAUCUACCCCAAAAACCUUCUCCUUGUCCAUGAGAACCCCGAUAGGCUGGUCUGGAUUGACUUUGAUGUUGCAACGACCUUCACCGACCUUGGACCUGAACAGCUGGCCCGCGGUGACCACGAAAUUGCGCUUGUGAAGGGAUUUGGGGAAGCUCUGGUAUGGGUUCCAUUGCUGUCUACGGAAUCAUUUAGCUAA